AUGAACGAGGACGAGAGGAUCCAGGACAUUUACAAGAAGAUCGAGCGGGAGAAGGCUCUUAUCAACGCCGCACAUGCUAUGCGAUCGCAGACAAACAAUGAAGCCGUUCGCUCGAGACUCGACUCCCAGAUGCGCGAUGGCCGCCGUAAUCUGCAAUUCUUCGAAGAGAAGCUCCGGGAGCUACAGAUGCGCCGUGUAAACCAGGGCAUGGACAACAUGUCCCUUGGGCCCGAUGGCCGACCCGUCAGCGGUGGCGUGUAUGGCGACGCAGGUCCCGCCCCUCCUCCCAAGGACGGUGACCAGGGUGGCUACGGAAGCCAGCAAUACAGUGAUAUUGGUGGCCACGGUGACCUCAUGCCGCCCCGCCAUCCCUACGGUCCUCCAGCUCCCGGCCCUUCUGGUAACUUGUCGCGACCUAGGCCAAACUUCACAAAGCUCGAUCUCAUCAAAUACGAUACGCCGUAUCUAGGGCCCCGCAUUCAGCUCAUGCUUUCCCAAAUCCAGUUCAAGCUCAACGUCGAGGAACAGUACCUAAAGGGUGUUGAGAAGAUGGUUCAGCUGUACGGCAUGGAGGGCGACCGGAAGAGCAAGGCUGACGCCGCUGCUCGCCGAGUUGAGAGCAAGCAGAAGAUCGUACUUCUAAAACAAGCCUUGAAGCGAUACGAAGAGCUCCACAUUGAUAUAGACUCGGCGGAUUCCCCUGAUGAUGACUCCAUCAACAUGCCAAACCUGCGCAAGCCUCUCACCGGUCAGCUCACGAUCCGUGUCAUGGCAGUCAAGGAUGUUGAUCACGCCGCUACCAGCCGGUUCGCGAGGGGACCCGAAACUUUUGUCACCGUCAAGGUCGAAGACAAUGUUGUGGCGCGAACGAGGGCAUCACGCAAUGACAGAUGGGAAUCCGAAUAUCACAACAUCGACGUCGACAAAGCGAACGAGGUUGAGCUUACUGUGUACGACAAGCCCGGAGAGCACCCCCUCCCCAUCGCCAUGUUGUGGAUCAGGAUAUCAGACAUCGUUGAGGAGAUGCGCCGGAAGAGGAUCGAGGCUGAGAUUAACAACUCUGGCUGGGUCUCUGCCGACAGGAUGGUCAACCAAGGCGGCGCUGCCCCUCCUCAGUUCCCUAUGACCCCUCAGCAACAGCAGCAGUACGGUCCCUCUCCGGGCCAAGGCGGCAGUUUCCCCCCUGGCGGCGCACCGCCGCCGCCGGGCCACCCUCCGAUCGCUCACUCCGGUCCGAUCGAAGGCUGGUUUAACCUUGAGCCGAGCGGCCGAAUCCAGCUGUCACUCAGCUUCAUCAAGCAAAACAAGGACCGCCGCCCCAUCGACCUUGGUCUUGGCCGAAAGGGUGCUAUCCGACAACGCAAGGAGGAAGUUCACGAGAUGUACGGCCACAAGUUUGUGCAACAGCAGUUCUACAACAUCAUGCGCUGUGCUCUCUGUGGUGAGUUCCUGAAAUAUUCCGCCGGUAUGCAGUGCGAAGACUGCAAGUAUACCUGCCACACGAAGUGCUACUCGAGCGUCGUCACCAAGUGUAUCAGCAAGAGCAACGCCGAGACCGACCCGGACGAGGAGAAGAUCAACCAUCGCAUCCCGCACAGGUUCCAGCCUUUCUCGAAUAUGACUGCCAACUGGUGCUGUCAUUGCGGUUACAUGUUACCUUUCGGCAAGAAAAACAGCAGGAAAUGUACCGGUAAGUGGAUAAGUCUGUUUCGCUCCUCUUCCAUGCUCGUCCCCCUAGGCACCCACACGUGUGUCCAUCUUGUGCCCGAUUUCUGCGGCAUGUCGAUGGCCGUCGCAAAUCAAAUUUUAGAAGGAAUCAGAACGCAGAAGCAACGAAAGCAGGAGAGGGCGUCCAUGGCCGAGCGAACGCUAAGACAGGGCGGACCGAAGCCUGGCCAAGGGCAGCAGGGACCAUACGCCUCGCCUCACUCGCCAUCAUAUGGCACUCCGUCGCCCGAAGCCGCGGAGGCUGCGAAACUUACUUUCGCCAACCAACCUCAGUCGCAAAAGACGCAACCCGACCGUGCAUCCAUAUCGUCCGGCUCCACGGCGGCGACCGCGGCUGCCUCCGUCGCCAUGUCCGGAUCCAUCAGGACGUCGCAGUCUCAGGAUUAUGACCGUUACAGCUACGGAUCGCAGGCCCAGCAACAGCAACCUGCAGAGAGCGCCUAUGGCCAGGGCCAGCAAUACGGCGCUCCACAGCAGCGAAAAUAUAACCCCGCAGACUACGCCAACGUGAAUGCUCCGCAGUACGCCCAACACCCCGUCCAACAACAGCAGGCGAUCCAGCACCAGCAAUCGAUCCCCCACAUGUACCAGCAACAACUGCCUCAUCUCCAACAGCCCCAACAACCCCAGCAACAGCCCCAGCAACAGCCGUUGUCGCCCCAACAUCAACAACCGCCGCAGCAGCUGUAUGGAAAGCCUCAAAUGGGAGAACCUCUCGCGCCACCUCCCUCGGCGAGCCCCACAGAUCUCUCCGUGUCACAGCGCAAGCCUCUCCCGUCCGCCACAGACCCCGGCACGGGACAGAGGAUUGGUCUUGAUCACUUCAAUUUCUUGGCUGUCCUCGGCAAGGGCAACUUCGGAAAGGUCAUGUUGGCCGAAACGAAGAGGAGCAGGCGUCUCUACGCCAUCAAGGUUCUUAAGAAGGAGUUCAUUAUUGAGAAUGACGAAGUUGAAAGCAUAAGGUCGGAAAAGCGAGUCUUCUUGGUCGCAAACCGGGAACGACACCCCUUCUUGACAACCCUUCAUGCUUGCUUCCAGACUGAGACUCGAGUGUACUUUGUCAUGGAGUACGUGAGCGGAGGCGAUCUCAUGUUGCAUAUUCAGCGUGGCCAGUUCGGUACAAAACGUGCCCAAUUCUACGCCGCCGAGGUUUGCUUGGCUCUCAAGUAUUUCCACGAGAAUGGUGUCAUCUACCGAGAUUUGAAGCUUGACAAUAUUCUCCUCACUCCCGACGGGCACCUCAAGAUUGGCGAUUACGGUCUUUGCAAGGAAGAUAUGUGGUACGGAUCCACCACCGGCACUUUCUGCGGAACUCCUGAGUUCAUGGCGCCAGAGAUUUUGUUGGAUAAGAAGUACGGACGAGCCGUCGACUGGUGGGCAUUUGGUGUUUUGAUCUACCAAAUGCUCCUCCAGCAAUCGCCUUUCCGUGGCGAGGACGAGGACGAGAUUUACGAUGCUAUUCUUUCCGACGAACCCCUUUACCCCAUUCACAUGCCUCGCGACUCGGUCGCCAUCCUACAGAAGCUCCUCACCCGUGAACCGGACCAGCGACUCGGCAGUGGCCCAACGGACGCGCAAGAGAUCAUGAGCCAGCCGUUCUUCCGAACCAUCAACUGGGACGAUGUCUACCACAAGAGGGUCCAGCCCCCAUUCCUGCCAACCAUCAAGAGCCCGACUGAUACCAGCAACUUUGAUUCCGAGUUUACUAGUGUUACCCCGGUUCUCACUCCAGUCCAAUCAGUGUUGUCCCAAGCCAUGCAGGAGGAGUUCAGAGGCUUCUCGUACACGGCAGAUUUCGAAUAG
This is a messenger RNA of Scedosporium apiospermum, 3531 nucleotides long. RefSeq names its product Protein kinase C-like protein. Gene Ontology annotation, biological process: protein phosphorylation; fungal-type cell wall biogenesis; signal transduction. The transcript is spliced from 7 exons. The record is from RefSeq and is a predicted model, not a curated record. Gene Ontology annotation, molecular function: ATP binding; diacylglycerol-dependent serine/threonine kinase activity. NCBI's taxonomy places the organism in Eukaryota, Fungi, Ascomycota, Sordariomycetes, Microascales, Microascaceae. Bases 1 to 3531 code for a protein of 1176 amino acids.